Molecule: messenger RNA, 1587 nt
Organism: Erigeron canadensis
Lineage: Eukaryota; Viridiplantae; Streptophyta; Magnoliopsida; Asterales; Asteraceae
Product: mannose-1-phosphate guanylyltransferase 1
Exons: 5
Coding region: 215-1300 (361 amino acids)
Biological process (GO): cell wall mannoprotein biosynthetic process; GDP-mannose biosynthetic process
Cellular component (GO): cytoplasm
Molecular function (GO): mannose-1-phosphate guanylyltransferase (GTP) activity; GTP binding
Source: RefSeq, a predicted model, not a curated record
GUAUGGAAUUAUAUAGAUACAGCAAGGCCCCUUUCCCCCUCUUUGUACAUAUCAAUCAAUCAGAGAGAAGCUUCUUCUUAUUCUACUUUAUAUAAUAAAUUAGAAAACCCCAGACGACCAAUUGUUUUGGGGGUUCCUAACUAUAUCUAGUUUCGUAUCCAUCUGUACAUUUCAAAGAAAAAGCGAGGGAAUUUAUUAAGAAAAAUCAUCCAAAAUGAAGGCUCUUAUUCUUGUUGGAGGGUUUGGAACUCGUUUGAGACCAUUGACUCUCAGUGUUCCCAAGCCACUCGUUGAUUUUGGCAACAAACCCAUGAUCCUUCACCAGAUCGAAGCUUUGAAGGCUAUAGGAGUUACUGAGGUGGUUUUGGCUAUAAAUUACCAGCCAGAGGUGAUGCUCAACUUUUUAAAGGAUUUUGAGGCUAAGCUUGGGAUCAAGAUCUCAUGUUCACAAGAGACUGAGCCACUUGGUACUGCAGGCCCCCUGGCUCUAGCCAGAGACAAGCUAAUAGACGAUUCUGGAGAGCCAUUCUUCGUUCUUAACAGUGACGUUAUCAGCGAGUAUCCCCUGAAACAAAUGAUUGCAUUCCACAAGUCCCAUGGUGGUGAAGCUUCAAUCAUGGUGACCAAGGUGGAUGAACCUUCGAAAUAUGGUGUGGUGGUUAUGGAAGAAUCAACAGGGCAAGUUGAAAGGUUUGUUGAAAAACCGAAAAUGUUUGUGGGUAACAAGAUCAAUGCUGGGAUUUAUCUACUGAACCCAUCUGUUCUUGACCGAAUUGAACUGAAACCCACUUCAAUUGAGAAAGAAACCUUCCCAAAAAUUGCAUCUGAGAAACUGUUGUAUGCAAUGGUUUUACCCGGAUUCUGGAUGGACAUUGGCCAACCAAAAGAUUACAUUACAGGGUUAAGGCUCUACCUAGAUUCUUUAAGAAAAAACGCACCAUCUAAACUUGCUAGUGGCUCACACAUUGUGGGUAAUGUUCUGGUUGAUGAGAGUGCCAAGAUCGGUGAAGGGUGUUUGAUUGGGCCUGAUGUUGCGAUUGGACCGGGUUGCGUUGUGGAGUCAGGUGUUAGACUUUCCAGGUGCACCGUGAUGCGGGGUGUCCGUGUCAAGAAACACGCGUGCAUCUCAAGCAGUAUUAUAGGUUGGCACUCGACCGUAGGCCAAUGGGCUCGUGUUGAGAACAUGACGAUUCUUGGAGAAGACGUUCACGUUUGUGACGAGGUGUACAGUAACGGGGGUGUGGUUUUGCCCCAUAAGGAAAUCAAGGCUAGCAUCUUGAAGCCAGAGAUAGUGAUGUGAAGAAUGUGUCAAAUAUAUAUAGUUGGAUGGUUUUGGAGGGUUUAGUAUCUAUAUACCUUGUUUUUAUGUUUCUCUAAAGUGUGUUCUGUUUUGUCCUGUUUUUCAGCUUUUUAUUUUGUUAGGUGUAAAAGUGUCAAGGAUCUCAGUAGACAUUAGAAGAUGCAAAGGUUAAAAUGUUAAAAGGGUCUGUACUUUUUGGUUAUGGGUAGAAAUAUGAUGUUUUUAUGUGUUAUAUGAUACAAUCUUUUAUGUUGUAAUUAUAAAUAAAUUGUUUGUUUUGGUUUAAA